AUACCCUAUCGUUCCGAUUACUCCUCUGCUAAUUACACCAUCUGCUUUUUAUCAUUUUGCAAUCCUUAGGUGUUGCUCUGAGGUGCAAUACAAAUGACUUCCUAUAUCCUAAAGGUUCUCCUGUCAAGGAACCAGUUACAGUGAAGGAGACUGGGAGAGCUUAUGCAAAGUUCAAAGUGAUGGGCAUGACUUGUGCUUCCUGUGUGAAUAAGAUUGAGAAAUAUAUUGCAGGAAAAACAGGGGUUCACUCCAUCCAAGUGGCACUCUUGUCCGAAUUGGCCACAGUCGAGUUUGAUGAAAACCUCACUGAUUCUGACAUUCUAACGAAGGACAUUGCUUCCUUGGGGUUUUAUGUUAACCUUAUUGCAGUCACUACUAGGACAGAGUUCACCACCGUCAGAUUCAAGGUGGAUUUGAAAGGAGCUCAAGCAGUAGACAUUCUGAAAACAUCACUUGGAAUGGUGGAAGGGAUUGUAGAUGUGAAGGUGUCACCUUCUGACUCAGUGGUCCAGGUGGUUGUUGGCUAUCCGUUUUACAAAUCCUGCUUCAAGAGCCUGGCUCACAGGUCAAUGGGCAUGGAUAUGUUGAUUGCAACGGCCACAUCAGUGGCCUAUGUCUACUCGGUUGCUGCUCUGAUCACAAACAUGGUCACUGGAUUGGAUUAUGAGCUCUUCUUUGAUAGUGGUCCACUUCUUUUACUCUUUAUAUCACUUGGGGAACUGCUGGAACAUAUAAGCCAAGAGGCUGUCCUGCUUUCUCAUGAUGAUGAAAACUUUUUCAGAGAAGAAAGAAUCAGUGUGGAUUUGGUGCAAAAGGGUGACAAGUUACGAAUUGUACCUGGUGACAAGAUCCUAGUGGAUGGCUGUGUGGUGGGGGGGACCUCUAUGAUUGAUGAGUCCCUCAUCACUGGCGAACCUCUGCCAGUUCUCAAGAGGGAGGGAGACCCUGUCAUUGGAGGCUCCAUUAACCAGAAUGGUGCACUUGUAACAGAGGCUACCCAUGUUGGCUCUGAUACAAGGUUGUCACAGAUUGUUAACCUUAUUGAAGAAGCACAGACAUCAAAGGCACCUAUUCAACGUAUUGCUGAUAGAAUUGCUGGAGUGUUUGUGCCAUUCAUUUUGGCAUCAUCUUUGAUUACAUUUGCUGGAUGGAUGACAGCCAUCGGUGUCUGUAUAGGAACUAAAGAUGACACAACAUUCAACAGCACAAACGUCUCGAGUAACGACACACUGGCCUCCAGAGAGACUGAGUGCUACUCUGUGGCACUAGCAUUCCUUCAUGCAAUUUCAGUACUUGUGAUUGCCUGUCCCUGUGCCCUGGGCUUGGCCACACCCACUGCAGUGAUGGUGGGUACAGGAGUUGGAGCCAGGAAGGGGAUUCUCAUAAAGGGAGGAGAGCCAUUGGAGAACCUGUGCAAAAUAAAGGUUGUUGUGUUUGAUAAGACUGGAACUCUGACCUAUGGCAAGCCAGAGGUGAAUUGUGUAAUAAAGAGUGUGUCGGAGGCUAUGCUGCCCUUGAGGACCUUUAUUGGUGUUGUGGGCUUGGCAGAGUGCUGCAGUGAGCAUCCACUUGGACUCGCAAUAUCCAACUUUGCUAAAAAGGUGUUCGGAGAUGGACUGAGUGGAGUGUGCACUAAUUAUCAUGCAGAACCUGGUCUUGGCCUCAGCUGCAGUGUGAAGUUAUCGGCCCUGCCCUCUGUAGUAGAUAAAACAGCACUCCUUCAGUGCGUGAGACUACCAGUUACUGGCUCUCCAACCAACCAACCCCUGGUGGACCUAGACCAUACAUACCAGGAAUUGGAACGAAAGAUAACUUCAUAUGAACAGAGGGGACAAACAGUUGUACUGACUUCCAUUGCUGGUAUCCUGGUGGGAGCAGUAGUAAUUCACGAUAAGGUCAAACCUGAGGCUCGGCAAGCAAUCAAGUGUCUGCAGUCCAUGAAUGUAAAGGUUGCUCUUCUCACUGGGGAUAACCGUAGAACUGCACUGGCAAUUGCACAAGAAGUUGGAAUACCAGAGGGAAAUAUUUGUGCUGAGGUGCUACCUUCUCAUAAGAAAGACAAUGUUACUUUUUCCAAAAAGGGAACAUUAAGGUAGCAUUGGUGGGGGAUGGACAUCAAACAAUAGUCCAGCUGGCUCAAGCUGAUGUUGGUAUUGCCUGGCACUCGAACUGAAAUCGCUUGUAGAGGCAGAUGUUGUUCUUGUAAAGAGCAAUUUGCUGGAUGUGAUAUCAUCAAUCAAACUGUCAAGGAGAACUGUUCAUAAAAUCAGAACCAAUUUCCUUUGGGCAGUACUUUAUAUCUUUAUUGGGGUGCCAAUAGCAGCUGGUGUCCUAACUCCAGUAGGAAUAACCCUGCAGCCCUGGAUGGCAGCGGCUGCCAUGGCUCUAAGUUCAAUAUCAGUCAUUUGUAAGUCUCUUCUCCUCCGAUGUUCAUAGUCAUGCCUGUCACUGAGAAGGCAAAGGGCUGGAAUUAACUCUGAGGACUCUGCAGAUGAGUAUCCAGGCGAAAUAGAUAAAACUGACUGUUUGUAUGAAGUCACUACUGUUUAAUUUUUUUUAGUAAUACCUUGUGUGCUGUAGUUAGCUGGUUAGGGAAAUACCACUUUUAUACAUAGCACUUUGAGUAGAAAGUGUACUUG
Molecule: messenger RNA, 2639 nt
Organism: Geodia barretti
Lineage: Eukaryota; Metazoa; Porifera; Demospongiae; Tetractinellida; Geodiidae
Source: the annotation of a GenBank genome assembly